Centropristis striata (black sea bass) is the source of this 1459-nucleotide messenger RNA. It is a transcript of the gene ufsp1, whose product is annotated as UFM1-specific peptidase 1 (non-functional). The record is from RefSeq and is a predicted model, not a curated record. Lineage: Eukaryota; Metazoa; Chordata; Actinopteri; Perciformes; Serranidae. The transcript has a single exon. The coding region runs from base 180 to 920 and encodes 246 amino acids.
CAGUUUGGCGGAACAAAAUGUUAUCGCAAGUGCACCAAAGGGACAGUUAUUGCCGUUACACCAGACGACUUCCGGAUGAACGGUCCAUGUUAUGAACAGCUGGAGACAUUUCGAGUUUGAAAGCAUUAUUUAAGCAUUGUUUAAAACGAAAUUUGUGCUCGACAGAGACACAUUAUAAAAUGGAUAAAAAGGUUGCAGUAGCGGAAUGUGAGGAGAUUGACUGGGGAGGAAGUGGAGCUGGAGAAGUGGAGAGGACCAAAACCUUGUCAAAAAAUGUCCACACCGGUAUUCCUACUCCAUUUACAGAUCCUGUGAAAUGUUCUGUGAUAAAAGGAGACUAUUUCUACUUCCAUUAUGGCUGUGAUGGACAAGAUGACAGGGGCUGGGGGUGUGGCUACCGCACCAUUCAGACAAUGGCUUCUUGGCUUUGCCAGAACUGCUGUCCAGUUAAGGACAAACACAAACCUCCACCAAGUCUCCCAGAAAUCCAGCAGGCUUUGGUCACCAUGGGGGACAAACCAGACUCGUUCUCAUGCUCCAGGGAGUGGAUAGGAACAUUUGAAGCCUCUCUGGUCCUUGACUGUUUCUAUGACAUCCCCUGUAAGUUGGUGCAUGUUAGAGGUGGAGGUGCAGAGCUGGAGCAGGUUGCAGUGGAAGAGCUCCAUCAGCACUUUGAGAGGCAUGGAUCUCCAGUCAUGAUGGGAGGGGACAGAGACAACUCUUCUAAAGGGAUAUUUGGGGUCUGCACUGGGGAUAAGGGGAGCUACCUGCUGGUUGUUGACCCUCACUACUAUGGACGUCAGCUGGAGAAGACUGAGCUGCAGAGGCGGGGUUGGGUGGCCUGGAAAAGAGUAUCCUCUCUGGAUCAGUCUUCAUUUUAUAAUCUGUGUAUGCCUCAGACUGCCAAAAAGAGAACAUGAACUAAGACCCAUUUCUGUUUCUGAUUUACAAUUACUAAUUAUUUGUCAGGAUGGAUUAUAGAAAGUGUCUUAUGAGGACAGACUUUGUUCUGCAUUGUCAACAAUUAUGAGCUACAGUGCCAUCCUGUGGCGGAAAUCAAUAAUUACAAUGUGUUUGAAGAACGAACUGAUUGAACAUACAUUAAACACAUACAUUAUUUUUUUCUCCCUAUACCUUAUUUCACAACUGCAAAAGAAAAUGCUUUACUUUGUAUUCAUUUUUUUUAUUUUUUCAGUGGUGUCAAUAUGUAAUUUAAGAUCAGUUAUCCAAAGUUCUGUAUUAGGAUUUAGAUAGAUUAGGACAUGGUUGUGUUAAUGACAUACUACUUAACACUUGCAAUAUUGUUAAUGUUAUUCAUAAAAAUGAUUGCACCGUAGGCAUUGCAGAUUAAAUUACUUUUAUUGAAAAUCAAUUAAUUGUUAAAUUAAUUUUUUAACCCAAAUAUGUUAAAUAUUCUAUGGCUCCAGCUUCUAAAACAUUAUAGCUAAUAUUAUUUAUA